This is a messenger RNA of Closterium sp. NIES-65, 642 nucleotides long. NCBI's taxonomy places the organism in Eukaryota, Viridiplantae, Streptophyta, Zygnematophyceae, Desmidiales, Closteriaceae. The record is from the annotation of a GenBank genome assembly.
AUGCUGGCGGGGGCGGCGGGAGAAGCAGUUUCGGGGGGAACACAACCAGGUCGGGGGACGUUAGUGCGCGGAGAGAGGAGCUUUGAGCGCAGCGGGCAGCAAGAGGGGGGAAAUGCUGGGGAAGAGGCGGUGGAGGAAGACGCGCGGGCGUGGUCGAGGCAACAGGUGGUGAGACGCACGUUACGAGCGGGCAAUGGGGAGAGAGGGGAGACGUGGAGAAGUGAGUGCAGGGACGGCAGUGCCAUGGCAGCAGUGGCGUUGGGGACAUACAUCUAUGACUACCUCUUCCCCAUCACCUCCUCAAACAUCCCUAUGCGCCCCUUCGAGGUCAUCCCUCCCACCCCUUCUUGUAGCAAGGGCUCUCUGCACUCCUUUGAGGUCUUCCCACACUCCAUGCCCUCCUCCGCUUCCCUCGUCCAAUUUCACAUAGCUCUCUUUCUUCUCCUCCUCUCUCUUUUCCUCCUCUCACUUUUCCUCCUCUCUUUUCCUUCACUCUUCUUUCCUCCUCUUUUUUUCCCUCCUAUCCCUUCUCCUCCCAUUCCCACAAAAGCACAUCCAUUCAACGGCAUGUGGGAUCCCUCCCUCCUUUCCCACCCCCUUUUAUCUCCCGCGCGCGCUCUUCCCUUGUGCAAAUCACUCUGA